This is a messenger RNA of Lolium perenne, 1204 nucleotides long. RefSeq lists its product as uncharacterized. The record is from RefSeq and is a predicted model, not a curated record. NCBI's taxonomy places the organism in Eukaryota, Viridiplantae, Streptophyta, Magnoliopsida, Poales, Poaceae.
CCGUACCCCUUGGGUUCCUCUCCUCCCGCUAGGGCGACCUGGCGGCGAGUUCCAGUAUCCCCCACCGCCUCCGGCCGGACUCUUGUCCGCCUCCGUCUCCGUCUCGAGCCCCUCUCUUGUCGAUCGCCUCUCUGCCUGCUUUAAGAGCAGUCCCUUUCCACCUAUCUUGGCUUGCAAUUUCCGCAGCUAGGGUUAGGGUUUUUGUUUCUCUGCCAUGGCGGAUAAUAAAUCUGUGCCAUUGACGGAUGCUGAGAAGGCCUCUGACAGUCAGGGGAAACCGCCUGUUCCCCAUGGGGAAGGUUCUGUGGAUACAAUGGCGAGCUCUUCUGCACCUCGCGAUCAGGGCCUCGACUCCAUGUUUGACCGCCUGGAGAUCGGCGAGGAUGAGUUCGACGACCUGGUGAUUGAUGAGGAUGAUGUGCAAAUCUCUGAGAGCACGCGCUGGCUGGCUGUUGCCCGUGUACACUGCUCCAAAAUGUUUAGUCACGAGGCUCUUUUUCAACGGAUGCAGGCGGCUUGGAACCCUGCUCGGGAGAUCAAGAUGAGACCUGUGGGAGAGAACAAGUUUGUGAUCCAAUGUUACUGUCUGGGUGACUGGGAAAAAGUGAUGGAAAAAGGCCCGUGGCUGUUCCGUGAUUGGGCACUACUGAUUGCUCCCUAUGAUGGUCUGUCCGAUCCUGAUUCAGUGUUGCUUGAAUUUAUGCCAGUAUGGAUCCGGGUCUAUAAGCUACCAGAGGCUUAUCGGAAAGACAAGGUCGUGAGGCAGCUUGUUAGCCGAUCGGCCGGAGAGAUUAUCACUGUGGAGAUGAAUCCUGCUGGUGGCUUCCGUGGUGAUUUUGUCCGAGUGCGGGUUAAACAUGAUGUUCGGAAAUAGCUAACACGAUUUGUUUCUAUUUCCUUUGGAGGCAAACGAUCUUUGUUUGCUGUCAAAUAUGAGAAGCUUGGCAUGCUGUGCUUUGCAUGCGGACGCAUCGGUCACGUUCACAAAGAAUGCGGGAUUGGAGUGUUUGAAGAGAAGGAAUUGAAAUUUGGGGAGUGGAUCCAUGCUUAUGCCCCAGGUCGUGGACGUGGUUCAGGUCCCAUGCGUGGCGGCCUUCGGGGAGGAAGAGGCGGUCCUCCUUUCGCCGGUGGACAAGGUAAUACUGUGUUUGAAGAUGCAGCCUAUAGUCGUGACAAUACGGGUGUACUCCCUGCCCGUGGAAGA